AUGGACCAGCCACAAGGAAGCCUCAGGGGCGCACAGGCGGGUUCCUCUAGUGAUGAAGGAACCUCGAGAGUCGAGAAGCCCGUACAGGCAGGCAGCGAGCAAUUAUCUGAGAACGGGAAUCCAAGAGAAGAACAGGUUCAUGAGGAAGCUCCUGAGCCACCAAGGCUACCAGAUGAGCCUUGCUUCGCGAGGCCCAAACCCCAUGGAUUCGGUGUCAAGCAGCUUAUUACAAGCUUCGGCGCCGCGAUCUCAGCCUUGGGGUUGAUGGUACAAGGAUUGGGCAGUGCUGGGGGCAAAGGGUUGAGCCAACCAAGCGCCCCGAUACUUCCCUCGGCGCCGAGCCCAUUGGACCAGCAGCACGCCGGUGUUGAGCCAGUGCCAGGUUUGACUGAGCAGGAGGCCCAGGGGAAGCCCCAUCUUCUCGAGCCCGUGCCAGAUCCUGCUGAUCCAGACGACAUUUCAGAAGACCCUAUGAUGCCGGGAAUGUAG
Molecule: messenger RNA, 489 nt
Organism: Eimeria necatrix
Lineage: Eukaryota; Apicomplexa; Conoidasida; Eucoccidiorida; Eimeriidae
Exons: 1
Coding region: 1-489 (162 amino acids)
Source: RefSeq, a predicted model, not a curated record